GCCGGGUUACUACGCGAAUACGCCCCAAAUAGUUCCCUCGAGUGGUCAUCUGUGACUCGAUCCAUAAUUUUCUAGUAGUCCUCCUUCAAGAGGGCGGAGUUUCCUGAGGGUUUGUCUAAAAAGUAUAAACUAAUAGUAGGAUUGCUAAUGUGGCUGGCCAAGAAAAAUUAAGUGUGAACGAAAUAGUGUACAAUAUUGAUCGGCGCAAGAAUACGAACUGUGACAUUUUCCUUGUGUAGCCUCUCAGUGUUGUGAGUGAAAGGUGCUGUGCGUGUGAAAAGUCGUCUUUGUUUUGUGCUCUGUAUCCAGUGGAAUUUAGUGUCGAUUUAUAGUGCUUUGUAGAGAUGUAAUAAUGUCCUCAUCUCCUAAAAAACUGAAGACGGAAUAUGUAUUGUCGAGCCACACUAAUCAGGAGUCCAAGCAGUCUUUGGCGUCCCCUCUUGCGCUGCUAGCAGCCACUUGCAGCAAAAUUGGGUCAGCACAGGAAGGACAAGGUGCGAAAGCUACGCAGCAGCAAAUCAAGGUGGUCUCCAACAGUCUGUCGGCGGCACUUCUGCAGCAUCUUCAGCAGCAGUCGCAGCAGCAAGAAGCUGCCACGGUGGCGUCUCAGCAGGCCUCGAUGGCCCCUAGGGACCCUCUGUCAUCGAGUCCGUCGCCUCCUCAACCGCAGGUCAUCACCAUUGCACAGCUGCAGAACCUCCUUCCUCUGCAGCAAGUAUCAGCAGCCAAUAAUGAUAUAAGUCAACAACUGCAAGGACAAUCAGUCAAAACAUUUGUGUCGUCUGCUGCAGGGUUGACAACUCCAACUGUAGUGUCCGUUCAAGGAGUACCUGGACAAUUUAUUCAGGGAGGCCAGUUGUUGUCAGCCGCAGGCGGGAGUCUGUACAAUGUGGUACAGCCGAUGCAGACAGUCACUGUUGAUGGACAGGAGGCCCUCUUCAUCCCGGCGGGGGGCGGCCAGCAGCUGGGUGGGCAGACCCUCAUCUCCCACCCCCAGUUGAUGCGGAGUCCCGGACUCCUGCCGACCAGCAUCCUGCAAACUCAGACCGUACAGUUCCCCGGAGGCCAGAACGUAACAGUGAGACCAGCCGCUAUACCACAGGUGGUACAGUUCCCGGCACUCCAGCAGACGAUACCGGUGCAGGUGCCGAUUACGACGGCCAACGGUCAGACAGUGUACCACACGGUACACUUCCCACUUCAGGCAUUUGCCACCUCACUUCCCAACAUUCUUCAGACCUCGGCCGGACAGGUUCAGAUGAUUCCCCAGAUGUCUCAGAUGCAACCACAGAUAGCCCAGAUACUUACGCCAAGCGGGCAGCUGCAGCAGGUGCAGAUAGCACAAGUGGCUUCCCCCGGCCAGAGCAUGGUGGUGCAGGGUGGCAACCAGAGCACGAUGGUUGUGCAACCGAGUUCUGCCGGCAGCAACCACUUGGUUGUACAGCAGCAACCGACCACCGUCAGUGUCAGCACCAACACUGCCACCAGCUCCACCUGGAGCACCACCACCGUGUCCACCCCGAGUGUCACAGUCCAGACUGUGUCAUCUCCUAGUGUGGUGUCCACUGCUGACUCAGGUAGUCUGCAGACUCAGCAAGCUCAGAACGUGCUGCUGCAGCAGGGAACCAGUCUUCCUCAGCAGAUAUCCCUCAGCACUGUCGGUAACCAACACCAGCAAGUCACAGUGAUCCCUGCCUCCAGUCUUGCCAACUUGAUGCAGACAACGAGUGGGGUUUCUACGGUCAGAGCCAACAACGUCGUUCAGAUGCAGGGACUCCAGACAAUCAAUGUGCCAGGUCUGGGCAAUGUUCAGCUGAUACCCACCAGUGCCCUGCAAGUCUCCCCCCAGAGUCAGCAGCCGCAGAUCAUUCACAGUCUGCCCCCCAACGUGCAGAUUAUAGGAGAUGUUGCAGCGACUGCUGGUGCCCAGGCAAGUGCGGAGGGCGGGGGGGAGAGGUGGCAGGUGGUGGUGCCUCCAACCCAGCCUGCCGCCUCGCCCCCACUGCCCCCAGGAGCAGAGUGGGGCCUGGACGAUGACUCGGACAGCGAGAAGCCCCGCACCCGGCGAGUCGCGUGUACCUGCCCUAACUGCAGUGAAGGUGGUGAAAGGAACAGUGAUCGCAAGAAGCUCCACAUCUGCCACAUUCCUGGUUGUAACAAAAUCUACGGCAAGACUUCGCACUUGCGAGCGCACCUGAGGUGGCACACGGGCGAGCGACCCUUCAUCUGUUCAUGGCAGUUCUGUGGCAAACGUUUCACUCGCUCAGAUGAACUGCAGAGGCACAGGCGAACGCACACAGGCGAAAAGAGGUUUCAGUGUCCCGAGUGUAACAAGAAAUUUAUGAGAAGUGAUCACCUCUCCAAACACAUUCGAACACAUCAGAAGCAGCGGAUCAUCGACGCCCAAGGCAUGAACAACGAGUCCAAAGAGAUUUGGAUCACAGCAGACACCUCUCCCACUACCAUUUAUCUGAAACAGAUACAAAUGGCUCAGGUAUUUAUAUUUUUCUCAGUUUUGUGCAUAGCCCAUUAACGCUACAGCCUAGAG
Molecule: messenger RNA, 2548 nt
Organism: Homalodisca vitripennis (glassy-winged sharpshooter)
Lineage: Eukaryota; Metazoa; Arthropoda; Insecta; Hemiptera; Cicadellidae
Product: transcription factor Sp4-like
Exons: 12
Coding region: 353-2533 (726 amino acids)
Biological process (GO): regulation of transcription by RNA polymerase II
Molecular function (GO): DNA-binding transcription factor activity, RNA polymerase II-specific; RNA polymerase II cis-regulatory region sequence-specific DNA binding
Source: RefSeq, a predicted model, not a curated record